AGAUUUAUUGAACUUGCGUGGUGAAAACGUAUCAAUUCGCAUACAUAUUCGCGCAAUAGAAUGAUAAUUUACAAUAAAAGCAACGGUAUACUUCAUCAACCGCGCACUAGCAGUUGUAAAGCUAAAGGAACAGGAUUAAAUCGAAAGGGUCUUACAUUAAAAAACAAAUUGUUUUUAAAAUCACUGGGCUUCAAAAUUCAAAUCUGAUAAUAAUAAUAAUAAGAAGCAUUAAAAAUGAAUGAAAUUUUAAAUGUUCGUGAGAGACCGUUUUCAGAUGAAAGUAUUUCGAAAAAGGAAUAUCAUACAUAUUCCUCGUAUCAUCAAUCAUUUAAAGCAAAUGAUGAAAUACGUAUUUGUAUUCAAAAUCAGGACUUGUAUGUACUCCCUCACGAAAGCUAUCUUAAUUUUCAAGGAGUUGUUAAGAGAGUAGCAGCCGAUGGUACAAGCACCACUGAUAAUAUCGAGGUUACGUUUCGCAAUAAUUGUAUGGCAAAUUUUAUUGAUGAAAUUAGAUAUGAAAUAAAUGGAUACGAAAUUGAUAGAACACGGUUUGUUGGCAUGAGCAGCACCCUUAAAAAUUAUCUAUCGGAAAGUCGUCAGGAUAGUCGCAAACUUUUAAAUGCUGGAUGGAGUGGUGGAAAUGAUAUUAUUACAAAAGGUAAUUUUAAUUUCUCGCUACCCUUAAAAAAUGUAAUGGGGUUUGCUGAGGAUUAUAGAAAAGUUUUACUGAAUUGUAAGCAUGAACUUAUACUUUUGCUGACAAAAAAUCUGGAUGAUGUAUAUGUUAAAAACAAAGCAAACCAUACAUAUGUUUUGGAAAUGACUAAUAUUAGCUGGAAAAUCCCUCAUGUAACACCCAGUGAUGCUGCAAAAAUUAAAAUGUACGAUAUAAUAAAGAGUGGCGUAAAUUUACCGAUAGCUUUCCGUAGUUGGGAUACAUACAUUAACCCAAAACUGAUACAGGGAAAUCAACACGUCUGGAGCCUAAAGAUAGGAAGUAAUAGAGAACGACCGAGAUUUGCUAUUAUAGCCUUCAUGUUGAAUGGAGAACUAAUUACAAAUAAUUUAUCCAACCUGAAAGUCCACUUGAAUUCAGAAACGUAUCCAUAUGAUGACUUAAAUGUAAACUUUGAAAAUGAUAAAUAUGCCCACCUUUAUGAUAUGUAUGCAAUGUUUCAAAAGAGUUAUUACAACCGCCCAGCAGAACCAUUUUUAUCACCGACAGAAUUUAAAAGUAAACCUAUUAUUGUAGUUGACCUUUCAUAUCAAAAUGAAACAGUUAAAUCGGGACCUAUCGACGUGAGAAUUUCAAUCGAUUUGAAAAAAAGCAAACAAUGA
Molecule: messenger RNA, 1338 nt
Organism: Drosophila takahashii
Lineage: Eukaryota; Metazoa; Arthropoda; Insecta; Diptera; Drosophilidae
Source: RefSeq, a predicted model, not a curated record